Panicum hallii is the source of this 1513-nucleotide messenger RNA. RefSeq names its product protein LOW PSII ACCUMULATION 1, chloroplastic. Bases 26 to 1198 code for a protein of 390 amino acids. NCBI's taxonomy places the organism in Eukaryota, Viridiplantae, Streptophyta, Magnoliopsida, Poales, Poaceae. The transcript has 4 exons. The record is from RefSeq and is a predicted model, not a curated record.
CAGCCGUGCAGGUGCACAAGAAUGGAUGCGGCUGCGUAAGGCCCAGGCUCUGUCCUUGCUGUUGCGCCUGCCGCCACAAACCAAGCAGCGGGUGGAAGAUGAAAUCGUACCACCAUCCAUCCGACCAGACGCUCUGGUCCGCACUCUGCACUGCAGGCAGGCAAGCACGCAGGCCUUGCCGUCCCCGAGAUGGCGGCGACCCUCCGGUCUCCCCCCUCCAUCUCCGUCUCCGUCCCAUGCGCCGCCCUCAGCGCCUCGCUCCACUCCUCGCUGCCAAUUUCUCGCAGGCCAUCGCUCUCCUGCAGCAGAGCAUGCCGCGCCGGCGUCCGCUGCUCCGCCGCGAACAAGCCCUCCCCUCCUCCCCCCACCACUCCGGACAGCAGCGAGCUCCAUGGCGAGGAUACGGAGUGAGGUGCUGUCCCCGUUCCGGUCGGUGCGGAUGUUCUUCUACCUCGCGUUCAUGGCCAGCGGCGCGCUGGGGGGCCUCAUCGCGCUCACGCAGCUCCUCCCGGCGCUGUCCAACCCCGCGAGGGCCGCCGGCGCGGCCGAGACGCUCAAGGGCCUGGGCAUCGACGCCGCGGCCGUCGCGCUCUUCGCCUUCCUCUACUCGCGCGAGAGCAAGGCCAAGGACGCCCAGGUGGGCAGGCUCGCGCGGGAGGAGCGCCUGUCCAGGCUCAAGCUCCGCGCCGGCGCCGGGGACGGCAGGCCGCUCGCGCUUGGCGAGCUGCGCGGCACCGCGCGGCUCGUCAUCGUGGCGGGGCCCGGGGAGUUCGUCGCCGAGUCGUUCCGCCGGAGCCAGCCACUCCUGAGGGAGCUCGCGGAGAGGGCCGUGCUGGCGGUGCCCUUCGCCACGGACGGGAACGCGCCCGAGCUCCGGCUCGACGGGGCCGGCGAGGGCGGCGUCGACGACGACGACGACCUUGCCAGGAGGAGCAGGAGGCUCUGGCAGCUCACGCCGGUGUACACCACUGAAUGGGCACACUUUCUUGUGCCUGAUGAUUGCAGAUGGUUAGACGAUCAGAAGAAGCUGGCCGGCGUGCCACCUGAUUCCCCCGUGUACCUCUCGCUCCGGAUGGACGGGCGCGUCCGCGGCAGCGGCGUGGGCUACCCGCCGUGGCAAGCGUUCGUGGCGCAGCUGCCGCCGGUGAAAGGGAUGUGGUCGGGCCUUCUCGACGGGAUGGACGGCAGGGUGCUCUAGGCCAACCCCUGCGAGAAGCCACCCGUUUUGCCGUGGCAAGUUUAGCUAGAUGUCACAGGGAUUCUUUUUUACUUGUUAUUCAUCAGAGUUGAAAUUGAGAACGUAUUAGCAAUUUAGCAUAGCAGCACACGGGCGUAAGAUCAGUUAAAGACAGACACCGGGUGUGUAGCCCAUCAUCUUCCUGCGUACAUGUAUUUUUUUUAUUGAGUGUCUGCGUACAUGUAUACUGGGUGUGCACAAGGGUGUAAUACUCGCGGUAAAUCAGAAUGCACACACCCAUUUCGACUCACUCAUAAACGGACAAUGUACCUACCA